This is a messenger RNA of Pipistrellus nathusii (Nathusius's pipistrelle), 2490 nucleotides long. NCBI's taxonomy places the organism in Eukaryota, Metazoa, Chordata, Mammalia, Chiroptera, Vespertilionidae. The record is from the annotation of a GenBank genome assembly.
AUGCAUGCCCAAAGGCAGCUGGCUAUCGCUGCAGUGAGAGCAGAAGUCAAACGACAUGAGGUAGCCAAGCAGGCUCUCAGCCGCCUCAGGAAACUGGCGGAGAGGGUGGGCGACUCAGAACUUCGUGACAGCAUCCAGGCCUCACUGAACAGCAUACGAGAGGCCGUGGUCAACAGCCAGGAAUGGACUCUGAGCCGCUCCAUUCCUGAACUGCGCCUGGGUGUACUGGGCGAUGCCAGGAGUGGGAAGUCAUCGCUCAUCCAUCGGUUCCUGACUGGUUCCUACCAGGUGCUGGAGAAGACAGAGAGUGAGCAGCACAAGAAAGAGAUGUUGGUGGAUGGACAGACUCAUCUGGUGUUGAUCCGAGAGGAAGCUGGGGCACCUGAUGCCAAGUUCUCAGGCUGGGCAGAUGCUGUGAUCCUGGUCUUCAGCCUGGAGGAUGAGAACAGUUUCCAGGCCGUGAGCCGUCUCCACGGGCAGCUGAGCUCCCUUCGGGGGGAGGGGCGAGGAGGUCUGGCACUGGCGUUGGUGGGGACACAAGACAGGAUCAGUGCUUCUUCCCCCCGGGUCGUGGGCGAUGCUCGUGCCAGAGCGCUGUGCGCAGACAUGAAACGCUGCAGCUACUACGAGACGUGUGCGACCUAUGGGCUCAAUGUGGACCGCGUCUUCCAGGAGGUGGCCCAGAAGGUGGUGACCUUACGCAAACAGCAACAGCUCCUGGCUGCCUGCAAAUCGCUGCCUAGCUCCCCAAGCCACUCAGCUGCUUCCACUCCCGUAGCUGGGCAGGCUAGUAACGGGGGCCACACUAGCGACUACUCUUCUUCCCUCCCGUCCUCACCCAACGUGGGUCACCGCGAGCUCCGAGCUGAGGCAGUGGCCGUGGCUGGACUGAGCACCCCAGGGUCCCUGCACCGGGCAGCCAAGCGCAGGACCAGCCUUUUUGCGAAUCGCCGGGGCAGCGACUCUGAAAAGCGGAGCUUGGACAGUCGGGGAGAGACAACGGGGAGUGGGCGAGCCAUUCCCAUUAAGCAGAGCUUCCUACUAAAGCGGAGCGGCAAUUCCUUGAACAAAGAGUGGAAGAAGAAAUACGUGACCCUGUCCAGUAACGGCUUCCUACUCUACCACCCCAGCAUUAACGACUACAUCCAUAGUACCCACGGCAAGGAGAUGGACUUGCUACGGACAACAGUCAAAGUCCCUGGCAAGCGGCCCCCACGAGCCAUCUCUGCUUUCGGCCCCUCAGCCAGCAUCAAUGGGCUCGUCAAGGACAUGAGCACCGUCCAGAUGGGUGAAGGCCCUGAAGCCACCACUCCCACGCCAAGCUCAAGCUCCAGCCCCAGUUCCCUGCAGCCACCAUCAGACCAGACAUCCAAGCACUUGCUGAAGCCAGACCGGAAUUUGGCCCGAGCCCUCAGCACUGACUGUACCCCAUCUGGAGACCUGAGCCUGAGUCGGGAACCCCCUCCUUCUCCCAUGGUGAAGAAGCAGAGGAGGAAAAAAUUGACAACACCGUCCAAGACGGAAGGCUCUGCUGGACAGGCUGAAGAGGAAAACUUCGAGUUCUUGAUCGUGUCCAGCACUGGUCAGACGUGGCACUUUGAGGCCGCCAGUUUUGAGGAGCGGGAUGCCUGGGUCCAGGCAAUCGAGAGUCAGAUCCUAGCCAGCCUGCAAUGCUGUGAGAGCAGCAAGGUCAAGCUGCGCACAGACAGCCAAAGCGAAGCCGUGGCUAUCCAGGCGAUCCGGAACGCCAAGGGGAACUCCAUCUGCGUGGACUGCGGGGCUCCCAACCCCACGUGGGCCAGUUUGAACCUGGGCGCGCUCAUCUGCAUCGAGUGCUCGGGCAUCCACCGGAACCUGGGCACGCACCUGUCCCGCGUGCGCUCGCUGGAUCUGGACGACUGGCCCCGGGAGCUGACCCUGGUGCUGACGGCGAUUGGCAACGACAUGGCGAACCGCGUGUGGGAGAGCAACACGCGGGGCCGAGCCAAACCCACGCGGGACUCCUCGCGGGAGGAGCGUGAGUCCUGGAUUCGCGCCAAGUACGAGCAGCUGCUGUUCCUGGCGCCGCUGGGCGCUCCGGAGGAGCCGCUGGGCCGCCAGCUGUGGGCCGCCGUGCAGGCCCAGGACGUGGCCGCCGUCCUCCUGCUUCUGGCCCACGCGCGACACGGGCCGCUGGACACCAGCGUCGAGGACCCGCAGCUUCGCUCCCCGCUGCACCUGGCGGCCGAGCUGGCCCACGUGGUCAUCACGCAGCUGCUGGUGUGGUACGGCGCCGACGUGGCCGCCCGGGACGCGCAGGGCCGCACCGCGCUGUUCUACGCCCGCCAGGCCGGGAGCCAGCUGUGCGCCGACAUCCUCCUGCAGCACGGCUGCCCCGGCGAGGGCGGCAGCGCGGCCGCCGCGCCCGGCAUCCUCGCCACGCCCAGCCCCCGCCGCCGCAGCAGCGCCGCCAGCUUGGGCCGCGUCGACGCCCCCGUCGCGCUGGUAUAG